AUGCUCGGCUCACAGCUCAUCCCCACGCGAUGGCGGCGCAACUACGACAUCACCGACCCCCACAAGCCGGGCUACUACAACCAGCGCAUCACCCCCUACCUGCAAAAAGUCUCCCUCAAGGCCUGCACCCACCCGAUCAGGACCAUCGUGUUUGUCGCCGCCCUCGCCAGCGUCUUCUACGUCGGUCUUCUCGACACGGGUUUCUUCCGCCCAUCCCCAGUCUCAGGCAACAAGGUCGAUUUCACCGCACUGUCCGCGGGCAGCAGGAGGCUACAUUUGGGCCCAGAAACAGCUUGGAAAUGGCAGUUGGAGGAGAAUGGCGCCAGUGGGAAGGCGGCCAACGCGAAAGAGCAGGACAUUGCGCUGGUCACACUCGACUUUCUGGACUCGGGCAACAAAUCUCCCAAUGCCGCGCCAGUCGCGCAGAGGGUCCCUCUACCAGAGGACAGCCAGGCGGAGUUGCUGCCUUCGAGCGAGAACAUCCUCUCACCCAUCUCCUCGGACACCAUGCUCGCCUUCUCCAUGCCGUUUGAGCAAACGCCACGCUUCAUGGAACGCGUCAAGGAGAUCCCUGCCUCGCCCGCCGGUCUGACGCAAGAAGACGAUGGCUCAGACGACGAAGCUGAGCAAAAGAUGUGGCUGAUGAAGACCGCCAAGACCAAUCCCUCCUCCCACGGCAUGGUCGAAUGGGUGCAGAACUCGUGGAGUGCCUUCCUGGACUUGAUCAAGAAUGCCGAGACUUUGGAUAUCGUCAUCAUGUCUCUGGGAUACUUGUCCAUGUACUUGACCUUUGCUUCGCUUUUCCUGAGCAUGCGCCGGAUGGGAUCGAACUUCUGGUUGGCGACUAUGACCCUCUUCUCCUCGGCAUUCGCUUUCCUCUUUGGAUUGAUGGUGACCCUGAAGUUGGGAGUCCCAGAGAAUGUGGUCUUGCUUUCUGAGGGAGUGCCGUUCUUGGUGGUGACAGUCGGCUUUGAGAAGCCCAUCAUGCUCACCCAGGCUGUCCUCUCAGCCUCCGUCCAGGCCAGGAACGGCAACGGCAAUGGCGACGCACCGCUCACCAUUCAAAAUGCUGUGCAGACUGCAGUGCGCGAGCGUGGUUUUGAAAUUGUACGCGACUACACUAUUGAGAUUCUGAUCCUCUGUGCGGGAGCAGCUUCUGGCAUUCAAGGUGGACUGCGACAAUUCUGCUUCUUGGCCGCUUGGACGCUCUUCUUCGACUGCAUCCUGCUUUUCACCUUCUACACCUCCAUCCUCACCAUCAAACUUGAGAUCAACCGCAUCAGACGUCACGUCAACCUGCGGAAAGCUCUGGAGGAUGAUGGUGUCAGCCGACGAGUGGCAGAGAAUGUGGCUUCAAGCAACGACUGGCCCAACGGCGAUGGCAUGUCUCCCAACAGCGAGAACAGCAUCUUCGGCAAGAAGGCUCGCGACAGCAGCGUGCCACGCUUCAAGGUGUUGAUGGUCACAGGCUUCAUCAUGAUCAACGUGUUGAACAUCUGCACCAUGCCCUUCCGAGGAACGAGAAACAACGCACCAGUCACGACCGCUGGCCUUUCAAGUGUCGUGACACAGCCACCCAUGGAUCCCUUCAAAGUUGCUGGCAACGGCCUCGAUUUCCUCUUCAGCCAGGCACAGAAGGGCAAGCAACCCAUCAGCGUGACGGUCUUCAACCCGAUCAAGUACGAGCUGCAAUAUCCAUCCAUACACUACUCACAGCGGGGAGAGUCAUCAGACUGGGCCAUCUUCGACGGCGACUACCGAAGUGGUAUGUUCUCUGCGCUGGGCGGUAAGAUGGUAGAAAGUCUGCUCAAGAGCUUUGAGGACCCGACUCUGAGCAAGUGGGUGAUUAGCGCGCUUGUCUUGAGCUUGGUUCUGAAUGGUUACCUCUUCAAUGCGGCGAGAUGGACUAUCAAUGAGCCUGAAAGCGAGCCUUCAACCCCGAUCAAGGAGCCUGCUGGGAGUGAAAAGUCGAAACAACCACAGGCUAAUGGCCAUGCGGUUGCACCAAUCAAAUCUGAACCAUCGCCUGAGGAGGUGGCGGAAUUGGAGUCCAUCAUGAACAAGCCUGGGAAACGGACACGAGAGGAAUGCGAGGCGAUGGUCAAAGCUAAAAAGGCACCGCUUCUCGAUGACCACGAAAUCGUUGACCUUGCCCUGCGUGGUAAGAUACCAGGACAUGCGCUGGAGAAGACUCUCGAAGACAAGACUCGUGCAGUCAAGAUCCGAAGAUCUGUCAUUUCAAGGACGCCAGGCACGGCGGACCUCACCGGUAAGCUCGAGAAAUCCAAGCUGCCUUACGAACACUUCGACUACGACAGAGUGCAUGGCGCAUGUUGUGAGAAUGUGGUUGGCUACUUGCCAUUGCCUCUUGGCGUUGCUGGACCUUUAACAAUCGACGGCCGCAGCUACUUCCUUCCAAUGGCAACGACCGAGGGUGUGCUUGUUGCCAGUACGAGCAGAGGGUGCAAAGCCAUCAACGCUGGUGGAGGUGCCGUUACUGUUCUGACAGCCGACGGCAUGACUCGUGGUCCAUGUGUUGGAUUCGAGACGCUUGCUCGUGCUGCCGCUGCCAAGGUCUGGAUCGACAGUCCGGAGGGUCAGAAGGUCAUGAAAGAUGCCUUCAACUCGACCUCUCGUUUCGCUCGACUACAGCAGCUGAAGACGGCGAUUGCUGGGACAUACCUCUACAUCCGCUUCAAGACGACGACUGGUGACGCCAUGGGCAUGAACAUGAUCUCCAAGGGUGUGGAGAAUGCUCUCAACGUCAUGUCACAAGAAGCCGGCUUCAGCGAUAUGGCCAUCAUUUCGGUCUCAGGCAACUUCUGCACAGACAAGAAACCGGCCGCGAUCAACUGGAUCGAUGGACGUGGCAAGAGUGUCGUCGCCGAGGCUAUCAUCCCCGGCGAAGUCGUCAGGAGCGUGCUGAAGAGUAAUGUCGACGCUCUUGUCGAGCUUAACAUUGCCAAGAACUUCAUGGGGAGUGCCAUGGCGGGAAGUAUUGGAGGUUUCAAUGCCCAUGCCGCCAAUAUCCUCACAGCCAUCUUCCUCGCCACGGGUCAGGACCCAGCACAGAACGUGGAGAGCAGUAAUUGUAUUACUGUGAUGAAGAAUCUCAACGGCAACCUCCAAAUCUCCGUCUCCAUGCCCUGCAUCGAAGUCGGCACCAUCGGCGGCGGAACUGUCCUCGAACCCCAAGCCGCCAUGCUGGACCUACUCGGUGUGCGAGGACCUCACCCAACAAGCCCCGGCGCCAACGCCCAACAACUCGCCCGCAUCAUCGGCGCCGCUGUCCUCGCAGGUGAACUGUCCCUCUGCUCAGCACUCGCCGCAGGUCACCUCGUGCAAGCACACAUGAGCCACAACCGUUCAGCCGCGCCUUCUGCGGCGCCCAGCAGACCGCAGAGUCCUGGGCCCAAGAGCCCCUCCACGCCCGUGAGGUUGGCCAUGACGAGUAUUGUAGAUAGUGCGAAGGAGAAGACUGGUGCUCCGAAAUAG
Molecule: messenger RNA, 3495 nt
Organism: Zasmidium cellare ATCC 36951
Lineage: Eukaryota; Fungi; Ascomycota; Dothideomycetes; Mycosphaerellales; Mycosphaerellaceae
Exons: 2
Coding region: 1-3495 (1164 amino acids)
Biological process (GO): isoprenoid biosynthetic process; ergosterol biosynthetic process; coenzyme A metabolic process
Cellular component (GO): peroxisomal membrane; endoplasmic reticulum membrane
Molecular function (GO): protein binding; hydroxymethylglutaryl-CoA reductase (NADPH) activity
Source: RefSeq, a predicted model, not a curated record